Sebastes umbrosus (honeycomb rockfish) is the source of this 921-nucleotide messenger RNA. It is a transcript of the gene cd79b, whose product is annotated as CD79b molecule, immunoglobulin-associated beta. The transcript is spliced from 5 exons. Bases 107 to 733 code for a protein of 208 amino acids. The record is from RefSeq and is a predicted model, not a curated record. NCBI's taxonomy places the organism in Eukaryota, Metazoa, Chordata, Actinopteri, Perciformes, Sebastidae. Gene Ontology annotation, cellular component: external side of plasma membrane; B cell receptor complex. Gene Ontology annotation, biological process: B cell receptor signaling pathway; B cell differentiation.
UUCUUCUUCUCCUUGUUCACAACACAUUCAUGCCUGCAGACAGAUUUAGACGUACUUGUGUGUGGACAUCAGCAUUCGAAAUAUUUAGUUUCUUCUGCAUGUCAUCAUGCGCUGGUUGCUGGCUGGAUGCUGUGGGCUCGCUUUGAUCAGUAUCUCAGCGGCCCUAAACCCCGCACCUAAGGUCAACCAGAAGCCCCGGUUCUACGGUGUGAAAACCAAACACAAUGUGGGCAUUUACUGUCUAUCCACCGAGAAACACUCCGAGGUGGAGUGGUACCGCGCCGAUAAGUACGACGUGAACGCUACACUCAGAGAGAAGAUAAAGGCAGAAAAAAGGUUUGCAUUUCAUGACAGCCAUCUGAACCCAAACUCCUUCCUCUUAAUCCGUGAAGUGGUCAUAGAGGACAGCAAAGUGUACUUCUGCAAGUUAAACAACACGUGGGGACCUGGGACUGAACUGCAAGUUGUCAGACCCAUUGACGUUCCCCAGGCAGAGUACAGGAGCAAGAUGAAGGAUGCUCUCAUCAUCCUCCAGGGCCUAAUAUUGGCUAUGUGCAUUGCUGCUUUUGUGCUACGCAGACGACAACAGAUGGACAAGAAGGACUGCAUAUAUGAGGAGCCUGAAAUUGAUCACAUCUAUGAGGGUUUGGCGAUUGAGACUUGUGAAGGAGGUCUGUAUGAGGAACUCACUGUGUACGCCGAGGCUGAAGGAACUGAGGCCCCGUGGGAGUGAGACCGCCUCACAAUAACUUACAGGUUCUUGAUUGUAAAAGUACAAAUUAUAGAAUACUUUGUUAAAGAGAUAGUCCAGGUGUUUUGAAGUGGGGUUGUAUGAGGUAGUUAUACAUAGUCAGUGUAUGACCUACAGUAGAUGACGGUCAGCACGCCCCCAGCUUGGACAAACAGACAGGAGUACGGGCA